GCAUUGCCGAACAAAAGAGUGCCCGCGGUAAGGUCGCUUUCAAGAAUGUUGAGGAAAUUGAUCGCAAAAUCGAAGCUCUUGACAAGGAAGUGAACAGCGGCAUGAUGAAACUCGUCGACGAGAAGAAGGCCUUGACUGAGAUUUCCAACCUGCGCAAGCAACGCAAGAACUUCGCCCAAUUCGAUACUUCUCAGAAAGGCAUCGAUGAAUUAAAGGCCAAGAUCAAAGAGAUCAAGGAUAGCAUGGAUGACCCCGAAUCUCGUGCCCUCAGCGAGCGUUACUCCAAAAUCCAGGCCGAACUCGAUUCUAUCAAGGCCGAACAAGAUGAGGCGUUUAAGAACCUCAAUUCUUUGCGUGAUGAACGAAGCAAACUACAAGCCGAACAACAGGAGAAAUUCCAGGCUGUGCGCAAGUUGAAGGACGAAUACUACGGUGCCAAGAAGGCCUAUGGCGAAUACGAGCGCGAGGCACGCCAGAAGGUCCGUGAGCGUCAAAAGGCUGAGCGGGAGCGCUUUGAAAUGGAGAAGAAGAAAGAACGCGCCCAGAAGAUGCUCCAGGAGGCCAGCGACCCAGCUUACCUUGAAGAGAUUCGUCGUGCCAAUAGCUUGCUCCACUUCUUUGAUCCGUCAGCUUUUUCUGCCGAAAAGGGCCCCCUUCUAGCCAACAGUGGUUUAACUGCUCAGGCUUCACGCAAGGUCGACGAUUCUGGUUUGAAAGGCACUAAGCUGGCUCGAAAGGAAGACCGCGAUGAAGAACUAUUUGCCCCCAUCAAGAAAGGAAAGAAGGGAGGCAAAAAGUCAGCUGCUACUGAAAAGAGUGGCUUCAACUGCCCACCUUCAGUUAUCGACGACUGCAGUUUCUUGGGCAUUGAUCCCCCCAUGAACGCUGCUGAUGUUCCAGCUGUCAUCGAGAAGGUCAAGGCGAAGGUAGACCACUGGAAGGCUGAUCAACAAGCUGAGACGCAACGAAACAUUGAGAAGGCGAAGAAGGAGAUUGAGAAACUGGAAGCUGAAGAAGCCACAGAGGCCGCUGGAGCUACCAACGGUGCUAACGAAGACAAGCCCAGUACUAAAGUUGAGGCUGUCACGUCGGAUCUCAAGGAUGCCUCAUUAGAGGAGAAGAAAGAUUAGGAAUCCGACCAUUCCUCCCAAUCCGAUCCCAAAUCGAAUCAGAAGUCGUGCAACGAGUCUAAGGAGAAACCUACCACAGAACUAGACGACUCCGAAACGACAGACUUUCCUCAUGCCACUAUGUCGUAGGACAGCCACCACUCGCCAAGAGCUUUUGCACACGUUGCUCAUGAGCUUGGUGAUCCAAAAGCAGAAGGCGUGUUGUCGGCGAAUGCAGGGUCGAGUAUAUUAGAUCUAGGUGUUUCUUGCAUAUAAUUAUCGCUGCCGCGGGAGCCCCCUCUUCAUUGUCUCAACGUUUAUGUCUUCUCUUACCACCUAUCCGCAAUUCCUGAUAUAUUCUGGCUGCAGUGUAAGCGAGCCUCUCAAGCAUUAUAGCUAUCCCAGCGAUUCAGCAGCAAAAUAAAAUAAAAGGAUCUCAUUUCAAUCUGAUUCGUCGUGAUCAGCUUAUUCCCAUCCAUCUAAUUGGCUAUGCCCCUUUCAAC
Xylaria bambusicola is the source of this 1612-nucleotide messenger RNA. RefSeq lists its product as uncharacterized. Gene Ontology annotation, cellular component: ribonucleoprotein complex; endoplasmic reticulum; nuclear outer membrane-endoplasmic reticulum membrane network. Gene Ontology annotation, molecular function: mRNA binding. The transcript is spliced from 2 exons. The record is from RefSeq and is a predicted model, not a curated record. Lineage: Eukaryota; Fungi; Ascomycota; Sordariomycetes; Xylariales; Xylariaceae. Bases 102 to 1130 code for a protein of 342 amino acids. Gene Ontology annotation, biological process: intracellular mRNA localization.